UGUCUUUGAUGUACUUGCAUUCACUUCUUGCUUUCUUGUUUCCUGUCAACUCUUUGAUACGGGCAUACAUGAGUUCAACUCUUCCCUGCCUUUCCAGCAUUUCUAUCUCUGCGCAUUGUUCUUGCCACCAUUCAUCGAAUGCUCUUUCUGUAGUUCUUCUUAGUUCAUUGUUGAGCGCUCUAUACCUCUUCCUUCCUUCUUUAUAUUAAUUUUUAAUUAAAAUUUUAAUAUGCAAAUGGAAUAUUGACGGUUCAAUUAUUUAUUCAAACGAACAAAGUUGAUUAACGAAUAAUGGAACGCUAAAAAGCAACCGUGAAAAAGCUCUUUUCACGUAAAGUAACAGAAAACAAACAGUACCGUUAACGGAUACUACUAUCCAUUUCAAACGGAGGAAACGAACUCUUUUGAGACAAAUAUAUGUAACACAAUCUAUAAUACUUAUGUGUACAUUUUCUUUCUUUUAUCUAUACCUCUGCAUGCUCACUAUGAUCCCUCUGAUCAACUUCACAAUAUGUCAAGAAAACAAAACUGUGAAUGAAAAUACUUUUCGAAUUCACUGUCACAUUGCCAUCACGCCCUUGGUCCAAAAGACCAUCUGCUAUUCUUCUUACAGAUAAAUUACAAACAAAUCUAGUUUUUUCUCAUAUAAUGAUGAAAAGGAACACGCAGCACUUUUAAAUAAAACCACUAUCCGCUAACAUGCACCACUUUUUAAAAACUGUGGAUAGCUCCUGUCACUCUUCCGCUCGGCUGAUGAUGCCUAUGAUCCCUGUGAUAUCUGUGAUCCGAUUAGCUGUGUGUUGUGGAAGUAAGGUGGGGGGUGUGACGGCAGUGUGAGAGUGAGUUCGAAAAGUAUUGUCAUUCACAAUUUUGUUUUCUUGACAUAUUGUGAAGUUGAUCAGAGGGAUCACAGGGAUCGUAAGGGGCAUUCAGAGCUACACACGAAAGAAAUAAUUCCCAUCGUGACGAAUCAUUUGUCUAUUGCAUAAAUAUGUUAUCUAAUUUUAUUGUAAUCUGUUUUACUGUAAUUGCCGCAAAAUAAGUGUCACAUUUGUCUUCUUUAAUGGUUUAUUAAUGUUUAGCACAACAAGAAUAAGUAGGCAGAUAUCUCCUCUCUGCAUAAGUGUAAAAUGCUUGCAUUUUUAUAUUUUUUCUUGUUUUAACUAUGAAAAUAAUUAUAAUUUUUCUUCUGAUUCAGUCUAUCGAUUCUCGUCUGAAUUUGUUAACAGCAACAAUAUUAGAAUUACAAGAAGCAUUAAGUUCGUAUGAAAUAACAUCACGAGAAUUAGUUCAGUUAUAUUUAGGACGUAUAGAUAAAGUCAAUCAUAAAGGACCGGAAUUAAAUGCUGUUAUUGAAAUAAAUCCAGAUGCAUUACGGAUAGCUGAACAGUUGGAUAAAGAGCGACGGAAACGGAACGAUAAAAGUCGAAGUUUAUUAUAUGGCAUACCAAUAUUAGUUAAAGAUAAUAUAGCUACUUAUGGUAAGAUGAACACAACGGCGGGUAGUUUUGCGUUGUUAGGGUCAAAAGUGCCGCGUGAUGCUACAAUUAUUGACCUUUUAAUACGAGCAGGUGCAAUUAUUUUGGGUAAAACAAAUCUGUCGGAAUGGGCAAAUUUUCGUUCAUAUAAUGUUACAAGAAAUGGCUGGUCUGCACGUGGUAAUAUCACACGUUCAGCUUAUGUUGAAGAUGGGGAGACAUCUGGAUCGAGUAGUGGCUCGGCAGUAGCUGUUUCAAUUGGUCUGUGCUCUGUAGCCCUAGGUGAGAAUAUUGAUCUUUGUUACAUUUCAAAUUGA
Messenger RNA from Didymodactylos carnosus, 1795 nucleotides. NCBI's taxonomy places the organism in Eukaryota, Metazoa, Rotifera, Eurotatoria, Philodinida, Philodinidae. The record is from the annotation of a GenBank genome assembly.